This is a messenger RNA of Symbiodinium natans, 1131 nucleotides long. Lineage: Eukaryota; Dinophyceae; Suessiales; Symbiodiniaceae. The record is from the annotation of a GenBank genome assembly.
AUGAGCCGCGGCUCUCUGCCCGCACAUGGGGGAUCGGCUCCCCUUCGUCGACCUCGCACCGACUUCCAUGCUGUGCAACUCACCACAGGGAUCAGGCACACGUGUGCAUUGUCAAGCCAAGGCAAGGUCAAGUGCUGGGCGUUGGUGAGGCCGUCGGGCUUGGGCUUCGUAGACAGGAAUUCCGGUAGCGUGGGGAACUCGCCCAACGAAAUGGGCGACCAGCUGCCCUUCUUGGAUUUAGGCCUCGAAGUCCUGCAGAUCUCGGCAGGCGACUCUCACACCUGCGCAGUGUUGGCGGAUCGUUCCUUGAAGUGUUGGGGCCGGAACUGGGAAGGCCAGCUGGGCCAAGGCCAUGGCUCUGUACGGCCUUUCGUGGACGCAAACCUCCCCAAGACUCUGCUGGGCAGCGGCGUAAGCGUCAUGAAGAUAACAGCUGGCGGAUGGCACACCUGUGCCAUCCUCCAGGAUGAGACUCUCAAGUGCUGGGGCCGAAAUUUGCCAAAUGGACGGCUUGGACAGGGAGCUGUGGAGAUUCUGGGCAAGAAGCCGGAAGACAUGGGCGAUGGCCUGCCAACCGUCGACAUGAACAAUCUCCGAGUACGCGAGGUUCAUGCCGGUCUCCGCCACACCUGCGCUCGGCUGGAGGAUGACAGCGCACGCUGCUGGGGCCUCAACAGCGAUGGCCAGCUUGGCGUUGGGCACACAGAGACCGUGGGUGAUGAGCUGGUGGAGAUGGGGGCAGCCCUCGCGCCUACCGAGCUCUUUGCAAGAGCAAAGCCAGGUGCGAGCCUUGAGGGUCUCAGUGUAGGCGAAGGCUCAAGCGAGGGCUGGUUGCUGCUGCAGCACAAUGGCUCUUUGGGGCUGGUCUGUGACGAUGGCUUCACGGACGCCGCAGCGCAGGUGGUCAGAUGGGUGGCCUGCCGGGAUGUUGGCAUGGCAGGCGGCCGAGCCUUGUUCAGGGACCCUGCCUCCGACCCUUCGCUGGACGGGGCGGUUGCGGCGCUUGCUGAGUCUGAGAUCCUGGCCGACAGCCUCGUGUGUGAGGGCACCGAAAUCUUCCUGCGGGACUGUGCCUUCCAAGGCGGGCCGGAUAGAACCGGAGAGGAACCGGAGGGGAGAGAGGAUGACUGA